CUAACGCACCCAAGGGAUCUGGGGUUGGAAAGGCCAACUUCUCUCACCUAAUUUUUGGGUCAGCUUUCUCUGCCUGCCUCGCUACAUGGCACAAAUACAGAUGAGUGAUCAAGAAGUGACUUAUUCCAUCGUGAGAUUUCCUCGGUCACCUUUGGAGUCACAACAUAAAUUAAGGCCUGGUAGUACUCAAAGCCCUGGCAAGACUGAUGCAAAAGAGUCUUCAGUGCCCUGGUGUGGCAUUGCAGUGACUCUUGGGACCCUCUGUUUACUUCUGCUGAUGACAAGCGCAGUGUUGGGUACAAAGAUUUUUCAGUAUAUUCAACAAAAACAUCAACAGGAGGAAAUUCUACAGAACCUCAGUCAGAAGUACCAUGUUUUGCAAAAUGAGAGCUACUUAAAGGAGCAACUUUUGAUAAAUAAGAAUUUAGAAUAUGAUAUUCUAAAAACUAAAAUCCUUCAGCAAGAAAAGGGACUGGACUUACCCGCUACAAAAAAGAAGGGAUGUCAUAAACAAGAGGAGAUCUUUUCAAAGUUUUGGCCAAAUAUAGGCAAACUCAAUGAAGGCCACUGGUGCUGUCGAGGAGUAAACUGUUAUUACUUUACCACUGAAAGGAAAGACUGGAAGGGAUGUAAACGGACUUGCGAAAGUUACAGUUCAUCUCUUCUGAAGAUAGAUGAUGAAGACGAACGGACCUUCCUUCAAUCCCAGACUUAUCGAAGUUCCUACUGGAUUGGAUUAUCGUUUAAUGAAAGGGAAAGUAAGUGGAAAUGGAUUGACAAUGGCCUAUCUUCUGGACUUAAUUUGGCAAUAAUGACUUCUUCUGGGAGAGGAGAAUGUGCAUUUUUAACCUCAACAAGAACAGCAAAUAUUGCUUGCUCGAACACCUAUAAUUGUAUCUGUGAGAAGAGAAUUGGUUGCUUCAAAUAGACACUAAGGAGAAAAGGUGAAAUGGAAUUUUGUCUUUUGUUGGUGGUGGUGGUUUCCUGUAGUAAUUUUGGUUUUGACUGCAGGACUUUGUCCACUGCAGAAACAGAGAUGAGAUGGAGGAGGAAGAAAAUGCUCUUUUGGACUAUGGUUGAAGACAUCAGAUGCCAUCUGCCUUCUUGGGGAAGAGAGAAUCACUUUGUCUUUGGAGAGCAGUUACCCCUCUCUUUAAUGGCCUUGAGGAAUUACUCUCUCUUUCCCUGAAACACCCACAGAAUCAAUUAAAGAACUCUGAUAAAUAGCCUGGGUCUUUUCCUUAUCAAUAGGAUAAAUCAUUUCAAUAGACUCCGGCUUUCAGAGAUCACAGUUAAUAACUAAAAAGUAGUUAGCUUCCCUCCCACCCCAUCUAGAUGCUUGACUCUCAUUAAAAAAAAUAAUUUUGCUAUAAUUUCAAACUUACUGAAUAGUUGAAACAAUAGUAUAAGGAACCUUCAUAUAACCUUUACCCAUAUGUUUAUAUUUUACUCUGUGUGCACUUUAUAGUUUUUCUUUCUCUCUGUCUCUCUACUUGUUGAUUCAUUUGAUAAUAAAUCUAGGAUAUUACAUCUAUUUGUCUAAAUAUUUCACAAGAACAAGGACUUUGUCUUCUAUAGCCAUAGUGCAAUUGUCAAAAUCAGGAAAUUUAGCACUGGUACAGUACUAUGAUUGCAUCUAUAGCCCAUAUUUGAGUUUUCUCAACUGUAGCUCUAAUGUCAUUUAUGCCUGUUUUUCCUUUUUGUUCAGGAUCAUGUGAUAUAUUUAGUUGGGAAGUCUCUUUAGUCUCCUUUAAUCUGGGACACUUCUUCAGGAUUUCUUUGUCUUUCUUGACCUUGACAUUUUAAAAAUCAACUCUACUGAGUUGUAUUUUCAUGCAAUAAAAUGCAUUCAUUUUAAGUCAUGAGGUCAAUGGGUUUUAAACAAAUAUAUACACCUCUCAAACACCAUCAAAUCAAGGCACAGAACAUUCCCAUCACCUCCAGAAGUUCCUUUCUCCCUCUCACCACCCACCUGGUCUCAGGCAACCAGUGAUAUGCUUUCUGUGACUAUAAUUUAAUUUUGUCUGCUUUGUUACAGAAUUUUGUACAUCAUAUAUUCCUUUGUAUCUGGCUUGGUUUUGCUCAGCAUGUUUUUGACAUAAUCCCUGUUCUUUCAUGUAUCAGUAGUUCAUUCUUUCAGUAACUGAGUAGUAUUCCAUUGUAUAGAUAUACCACAGUUUGUUCAUCCAUGUUUGGACAUUUGAUGUGUUUCUGGUUUUUGGCUAUUAUGAAUAAACCUGCUAUGAGCAUUUAUGUGCAAGUGUCUGUGUGAACGCAUGCUUUUAUUUCUUUUUUAUUAAAUGCUUAGGAUUUUGAUUGCUGAGUCCUAUGGUAAGUGCAUAUUUAAUAAGAAACUUCUAAAUUGUUUUCCAAUGUGGUUGUAUCAUUUUACUUUCUCAUUAGCGACAUAUGAGAGUUCCAUAUCCCUUGCAUUGGCAGGCAGAUUCUUAACCACUGUGACACCAAGGAAGCCCAGGACACCAGUCAUAUUGUGUUAGGGCCCACUCUACUGACCUCCUCUUAACUCGAUUAAUCUACAAAGACCCUAUUUCCAAAUAAGGUCACAUUUAUAGUUGCAGGAGUUAGGAUUUAAACAUAUCUUUGUGGAGGACACAAUUCAACCCAUAACAAUAAUAUUCCCUUAUUAUCUGCUUCCUGUUUGUAGGAUCUGUAAUGAUGUCCUUUCUUUUAUGAUAUUGUUUGUAUUUCUGAUAUUAUUGAAUCUGUGUUUUUCUUUCUUGACCAG
This is a messenger RNA of Kogia breviceps (pygmy sperm whale), 2746 nucleotides long. NCBI's taxonomy places the organism in Eukaryota, Metazoa, Chordata, Mammalia, Artiodactyla, Physeteridae. The record is from RefSeq and is a predicted model, not a curated record.